GAAUCUGAAAACAUAUAAUCUGAAACUAUAAAUUUUUUUUUUUAAUUUUUAAUUUAUUUAUUUUUGUUUGUUUAUUUAAUUUUAAUCUAAGGGUAUUAGGGAUAUUUUACUCUUUAAUGAAUGUCAUUUUUGUGACUUUCUCCUUCUAGUGUCAUUUUUGAGACAUAAACUUCAAAAGGUGCUAUUAUUGACAAUUGCCCAUUUUUUUUAGCUUUGUUACAUAAUAAGUAUUUGCCGAAAUCAGUUUAAGUCGUCUAGACGGCCUAUCUUCUAUAACCAAAACGAUUUUUAUUGAAAUCCAAUUUUUAUACAGUUCAAAUUAGUUUAUAACUUUUUAAAGUGGUUUUAAUUGUUGUAAAUUUAUUAAAUUAAAUGCUAACAUUAGUAUCAAUUUAUAAAUUUGUCUAAUUUUUUAUUUGUAUAUAUAAUUUUGAUAACUAGAGCAAUCAAUCCUUUUACUAACACUAGUGUAAGGCUGUUCUACCGAGUCUCUUAAAAUAUUGGUGUUGGUACUACAAUGUUUUUUUUUUUUUUUUGGAAACAACUACAAUGUUUUUCUAAAACAAUUAUUUUCAGCUAUUAUGAGACCAAUAAACAAAACUGGAAAGGUGGGCGUGAAGCAAUAGUCUAUCAGCUUUGCAUGCUGAGAUGAAAGGUUUACUUUGGGCAGUCUCAUGUAUGAGAGACAUAAGGAUAAUUUUGAUACGAUUCGAGACGAACUGCUCGGACCUAGUGGACAUGACUACAAACCCAGUGGAUUGGCUAACAUUCGCGAUAGUCACGGUGUUCUAGAGAUUACUUGAGGAUUUCGAAGAUGUGAGCAUGUCUCAUAUUUCUCGGAGUAUAAAUGGUCAGACAGACGCGUUAGCAAAAUAAUCAAGAACCAAAUGCUAUAUUUUUCCCAUAUAGAUCAGAUCCGACCAGACGGAAAUACUUUCCAUAGAAUCGGCUUCUCUGACCACUACUUGAUCUUAGCUUAAAUGGGCGACAAAAAAACAAAACAAAACUGGAAAGGUGAAUGUUGUAGAGCUUCUUCAGUUAUGGUCUAUGCUCUUUCUCUAGUGUUUCUGUGUUUAUUCGUUUCUAGCUUCCCCUCGUAUUCGCCUUUAAAUUUUCGCUAUGCAUUAAUGUUUCUAUGUUUAUCUAUAUAAGAAAGCCCCUUUAAAGAGUGGAUGUUGUUAUGAAAAAUAUAUGCUAUAAUACCACCUGAUCAAUUUGGUCCACUAGUUUAAAUUGAUCUUCUUAGAAACUUGCUUUAGUUUGCAUAUUUUGGGAGGAUGGAUUAGAGUGCAGGUAGUAGGGGCCUCACGUCCCAAAAAUUUAUUGCAUUGCUUGGACAUUAAAAUUAUGGAGCUCAGUCUGUGGUGCUCUCUGGAGUCUGGAGGUUAAUAAGAGGAUGGUGAGUAUCAUGGAGAGUGUUUUUUAUAUUCAGGACCUUUGUUUUUUUGGUAAUAUUCCAUUUUGUUAGACUUAGUUUCUAUUAAGUUUAUACAUAUUUAUCCGAAGUCCAAACACCAAACCAAACUGAACUGAAAACGAAGUUUGGAUGAGAAAAUCUUAUACCUAUAACAAAAAAAAAACCAGAGAUCAAACCAUAAUCGAAUCAAGAACCAAAUGGAUGUCUAAAUUUCUAUAAAUAAUUUAUAUAUUCAUAAAUAUAAACUAUAGUUAAUUUUAAAAUAAUCAAAUAUUUUUAAAAUACUAUUUAUAAACUCGACUACCGGAAUAAUUCUUUACAUAAAUAAUUAAAAUUAUCCAAAUUCUUAUCUGAAAAUUCAAAAAAAAUUAAUAUUUAAAAACUCAAAAUUUCUGAAUUUUUAACCCGAAUUAACUGAAAACAUGAACAAAAAAAAACUAUUUCAUAUACUAGAUGAUUCCAACUUUUUAUCCAAACCAAACCAAAAACCAAUAUAAUCGAACCAAACCGAAUUCCCUAAAUACUUUCAGGAAAAAAAGUUCAAAUUAAACUUCUUCCGACGUGUCUUUUCCAUUCAUGAACUCUGUACGUAUUUAAAUUUAGAAAAAAACAAAUAAACUUUAGAAAUCGUGCCAUAACAUUGUUGGUGUGUGAAUCAUACGUCAUCACUUGAUCCGUAUUCACAGAGACCAUUCAAGAAAAGGUAAAAGCACCACACAUAUUGUAAAUCAAUAGAAAGGGUGAAUCUUUACAGGUUGUGGGCUGUUGGAAUUGACGUCUAAGAGACGUAUAUGAGGAUUACAAGCUGCAGCCAGAUGAUGCUUAUCUGGAGUUAUCUCAAGCCUAUUCACAUGCUGGAGAAAGAAACACCUAGCCCCAAUAGAAAAAAAAAACGUAUCAGUUUGUGUUCCGUACAGACAAUAAUCCCGACAAGAAAUUAAAGCUUUAAGAUUGAAGCAAUCUCUAGAGCAGAGUGUCUCUAUGUAUGGAAUGUUUAAAUGUUUUAUAGCUAAGUUAUUUGCUCGUUACUCAAAAAAAAAUAACAUAAAAUAAAAUAAAAUUUGCUCGUCUCUACAAAACAUACGACUUUCUAUGUGAAUAAUGAUCAAGAAAACCCCUUUUUUUUCUAUCUAUAAGUAUAUUUUCAUGUAUUAGAUCAUCAAUCCUUUAAUCAAACACUAGUAUAUGCUAUUCUAUUGCAAGUCUCUGAUGAAAUGUUGGUGUCAGUACUACAAUUUUUUUUAAAAGGAUCAUUUUAGCUAUUAUGGUACCAAUUUAUAAAAUUGGGAAGGUGGAUGUUGUUAUGAAAAAUUAUGCUACAAUAACACCUGAUCAUUUUGGUCCUACACUAGCUUAAAUUGAUCUUCUUAGAAACCUGCUUUAGUUUGAAUAUACUGGGAGGAUGAAUUAGAGUGUAGGUAGUAGAGGCCUCACGUCCCACACGUUUAAGGAAUGAAUUUGUUUUAUCUGGUUUGAUCUUUUCAAAUGUGAACUAAAGCUAAUUUGAAUUUAGGGCCUAAGCCCAUUAUAUAAUAUCCUAUAUAUAAUCUUUUGCCCUAAGAAUAUGUCGCAAAUAUAGAUGGGCGACGACAGGAAGAUCAAAGGAGCUGUAGACAGGAUCAACAACUUACCAGAUGUGAUCCUCCAACACAUACUCUGCUUUGUUCCGACCACCAAAGUAGCCAUCAGUACUUCCCUCUUGUCUAGACGAUGGAGGCAUUUAUGGUGCGAGGUACCUUCUAUCUCCUUAGAUGUGGAUACACUGACGGCAGCUUCUGUAAACGAAACCCUAACUCGAUAUACAGCUCCCAUGACGAAGAGUUUUCAUCUCAUUUUAGAAAACAUAACGGAGAACAUACCAUACAUCGACAGGUUGAUCAAGUUCGCCAUGUCACACAACUUUGAGAAUCUUUCCCUGGAUUUAUGUUCUUCUUAUGAAGAGUUUAAGCUUCCUGAUUUCUUCUACAGUAGUGAUUCUUUCAAGCAACUCAAAAUCUAUUCUCAUAAGAUUGUUCCCUACUGCACUGUGUCUUGGACAUCGUUGCAGAAGUUAUCCUUGAGAUUCUGUAGACUCUCUGAUGAAUCUAUGUCUAAGAUUAUAUCCGGUUGUCCUGUUCUUGAAAACUUAACAUUGUAUGACUGCUAUAAACUAAAGGUUCUUGAUCUCAGCAAAUCCCUACGUUUGAGAACAUUAUUAGUACACCGUAACAUGGGGGCUGAGGGUCCAAGGCAGAUUGUGGCACCACAUAUCCACUGUCUCAGAUUGUUGCACUCGCAGUCAUCGUGUACUUUGGUUGAUGUCGCUUCUUUAACCGAAGCUAAGCUGGACAUUUGCUAUGCCCUAAGUAACCCUAACUUCAAGUUCAAGGCUGAACCUCUCCAAGUCAUGGUGCUAAAAAAUCUAGAGAAGUUACAAAACGCAGAGAAGCUUACGUUUGGUGGAAACUUUGUUAAGAUUUUAUCUCUGGCUGAGAUUUGUGGUGUUCCUUUCCCUAUUCUCAAGGUCAAAUCAUUGACUCUUGAUACUGUGAUCUGUAAGUAUGUUAUUCCUGGUAUAGAAAGGUUGUUACAAAACUCACCUGAUUUAGAGAAGCUAAUAGUACGUGGAAAGAUUUACAACUCGAUGCCGGGGGAGCAUCUUGACCAAUACUUGAAACUAAAGUCCUUGAGUCCGGAUCAAUGCUGGAAGUCAAAAGAUGGUUUCUCUUGGAAUAAGUCUCGUUUGAAUGUACAACCAAAGCAUGUAACUUCAUUCAUGGAACUCGUGCUUAAGAACACAGAGAAACUAGACAAGAUUGUCGUACUGCUGGAUGAACGUUACCUUACGUUUAAAAUUGAAUACGUGAUUCCAACGCUUCCUCACAACAGCAAUGUUACCAUUGUGCUCUCCUCCACCAACAAGCCUAUGGCAUCAGAGGAGUGGUGAAUCAUAGGGGUUAAAGUCUUUGAGUGUCAUUGAACAUUUAUUUUUAUUUUAUAUAACUUGUGUACUUUAUUGAAUAUCUACAUUUCCCAAACGAAAACACACUAGAAGUCGCCUUUGAUUUGGUCACACAAAUUUCAGGCCAUAUACAAGUCGACUUCUUUAGAGUGUAUCAAAAGCAGAUGUGAAUAUUGCUAGGUUUUAGUUAGCUUGUUGAUAAAAGUUUUUAUGAAAUAUAUCUAGAAGCCCCAAGAGAAGAAGAUGAACAUAAAAUACCCGAACCAAAAGUAUAGAAAUACCCGAGCGGGG
Brassica rapa (field mustard) is the source of this 4649-nucleotide messenger RNA. RefSeq names its product probable F-box protein At1g60180. Gene Ontology annotation, molecular function: protein binding. The record is from RefSeq and is a predicted model, not a curated record. Lineage: Eukaryota; Viridiplantae; Streptophyta; Magnoliopsida; Brassicales; Brassicaceae.